Planococcus citri (citrus mealybug) is the source of this 5618-nucleotide messenger RNA. It is a transcript of the gene polybromo, whose product is annotated as protein polybromo. Lineage: Eukaryota; Metazoa; Arthropoda; Insecta; Hemiptera; Pseudococcidae. The transcript has 32 exons. The record is from RefSeq and is a predicted model, not a curated record. The coding region runs from base 220 to 5421 and encodes 1733 amino acids. Gene Ontology annotation, molecular function: chromatin binding; protein binding. Gene Ontology annotation, cellular component: SWI/SNF complex; RSC-type complex. Gene Ontology annotation, biological process: chromatin remodeling; transcription elongation by RNA polymerase II.
ACGAAAAUUAGUUUACCUUUUUUUCUAAGUUUAAUAAUUGAUUUUAGAUUAAUUUAGCGAUAUAUUCUAUUUGUAACGAUCGAUUUCUACCAAAGAAAGUAAUCCAUCACUCACUCAGCUUCGUAUAAUUUCCAGCCAAAGCCAUGGGUCUGCAGGUUCGUUGAUGGUUUCAGAACGUGGUCGUUUUAGUGGCAUUUCGCGAAUAGAUUCCAUUUCGAGAUGAAUAAAAGAAGACGAACGCCUUCGAUAGCCAGUCGAAGUGUCGACGACGAUGAAUCGGAUUCCCAAAGUGUCGGGGUCAUUGAAACAUCGCGUAAAAAGAGGAAACUAGAUCCGCUCGACUUGAUGCAGAAUCUUUACGAUACAGUCAGAAGUUUCAAAAAAGAUGACGGAUCUUUAUUGUGCGAUGCUUUCAUCCGUGUUCCUAAACGUAGGCAAGAGCCAGGGUAUCACGAUGUGGUACAUAAUCCUAUAGAUUUACUUAAAAUACAACAGAAACUCAAGACUGAUGAAUACGACGAUGUUGAUGAUAUGCAACAAGACGUCGAGCUGUUGGUGAAUAACGCUAAAACUUUUUACAAGAGAACUUCUCAAGAGUAUAAAGACGCUAACGAACUAUGGGAAUUAUUUUUACAAACUAAAGCUCGUAUAUUCGACACCUGCGACGAAGUUGUCAACGAAAAUAAAGCCAAAAUAAUCCUAAAAGUUGGGAAAUUAGCCCGUCGAGUAACACCUAAUAGCAGCUCACCGGAUGUUAAGAAGCAGGAAUCGCUCGAGUUGGAAGAAAGUUCUACCGAUAGUUGGGCUACGACUAAUGAAGACGAGUUGAAUCUAUGCGAGGAAUUAUUUUCGACAGUAAUGACUGCUUCUGAUCAAGACACUAGGCCCUUGUAUCCGGUUUUCCAGCUUUUACCAUCCAAAAAGCUUUAUCCCGAAUAUUACGACGUAAUCGAAAACCCCAUCGAUUUGCGAACGAUCGCUCGUAAAAUCCAAGACGGAAAGUACGCAAACUUGAACGAAAUGGAGAGAGAUUUACUGCUCAUGACCAAAAACGCUUGCCUGUUCAACGAGCCCGGUUCGCAAAUAUACAAAGACGCUAAAACGUUGAAAAAAAUCAUCUCGAGUCGUAAAAUAGAAAUAGAACACGGUAAAAGCACGUUGGAGAAGAAAAGCGAAAGAAUCAGUUAUUCGUUUAGAAACAAGCGCCUGCGAGGUCCAUCCCAAUCACUAUCAGCCAUUACUGCCGCUUUGAAAAGUGAAGACGAAGAUUCCGAUUUGGAAGAAGAAGCUGGAGACGAUUCGAUAGACGAGGAACCGGAUAAUCCCAGGUGGCAGUUGUAUAAUGCUGUGAGAACCAGUACAAAUGCUCAAGGAGUUUCUCUUGCUGACCCGUUUCUGAAACUACCUUCGAAACGAUAUUACCCGAAUUAUUAUAAAGAAAUCAAGAAUCCUUUAUCAUUGUUGCAAAUUAAGAAGAAGCUCAUCAACGGUGAAUAUGGAACAGUCAGCGAAGUAGCUGGUGAUCUGAAUAUAUUAUUCGAAAAUGCCAAAAAAUUCAAUAAACCUGAUUCUAAAUUGUACAAGGACGCUGUUAAACUGCAGAAAGACAUGCAGAACAAAGUUCAAGAAUUAUUAGACUUUCAAAAUCAGUAUUCGGACAGCGAAGACGAUUCUGCGGACGAACCGACUGCCAAACGAGUGAAAUCAUCGAAAGCUCUAACUCGUGGAAAGUAUUUGAAUAAUAUUCCUUUGAAAAGAAGGCUGUAUUCGUUAUGUAAAUGCAUAAAAGAUUACGUGACCGAAGAUGGAAGACAACCUAUGCUGAUGUUUAUGGAAAAACCAUCGAAGAAAUUAUACCCCGAUUAUUAUAAAGUUAUCAGCGAACCAAUCGAUAUGUUAACCAUCGAAAACAACAUUCGAUCUGAGAAGUACAACUCCGAAGAAGAAAUAUUAAACGAUUUCAAGCUCAUGUUUCGCAACUGCAGAGAGUACAAUGAAGAAGGAUCGUUGAUCUACGAAGACGCCAUCAUGUUGGAGAAAAUCCUCAUGGAUCACGUCAAAGAUCUCGGACCCAUUGAACGGAAAACACCAGCUAAGAUAGUGUCUCAAAUUCCAUCUCCGACGGUUAUAAAAAGUAAAAAGUUACCUUUGCCUCCGACGCCGACCAUGAUGAAGAUGCGAACGUUGUUUUCCACCAUCAAAGAUUACAAAGACUCGAAAGGACGUCAGUUGUCGGUGAUUUUUAAUAAAUUACCGUCGAAAAUUGAGUAUCCUGAUUAUUACGAGGUGAUCAAGAAACCCAUAAAUUUAGAAAUCAUAUCGCAAAAAUUGAAAGGAAAUUGUUACGAGAGCUUGGACGAUCUCGUGUCUGAUUUCGUCCUCAUGUUCGAUAACGCUUGUAAAUAUAACGAACCGGAUUCUCAAAUUUACAAAGAUGCUUUGACGUUGCAAAAGGUCACACUGCAAACGAAGCUGCAGCUGAGAGAGGACGAAGAUACAGUUCCAGAUGUGCCUAGCGCUGUUCAAGAGCUGCUAACGUCUCUAUUUACCACCGUCUAUAAUCAUCAAGAUGAAGAAGGUCGUUGCUUCUCCGAUUCCAUGGCCGAAUUACCAGAACACGAUGAAGUGGAUGGCAAAAAAAUUCGAGCCAUUUCGUUGGACUUGAUAAAACGUCGCCUAGACAGUGGCCAAUACAGAAGGUUGGAUAUGUUCCAAGACGACAUGUUCAUAUGUUUCGAACGAGCCAGACGUUUGUCCAGGACUGACUCUCAAGUAUUCGAAGACUCGAUCGAAUUACAAUCAUUUUUCAUACGUCAAAGAGAUGAAAUCUGCAGAAACGGCGACCUCCUCAACUCGCCCGCCUUAAAUUACACCUUAUUCGACUUAUCAGCCGCUGUCAGCACGAUGAGAGAUUCGAAAAGCGCCGAAGAGCAAAUCGAUGGCUCGAAUAAGGAAGACGAGAACGACGUUACUGCUCAAGAAGACUCUAUCAAAGAAGAAGAAGACGAUGACGGCUCUUCGGUCAUACAAUCGACCGGAAAUUCGGUCGGAGCUGUCGAUAACGCCAUGUCGUACAAUCAGCAGGUCUACCGUAUCGGUGAUUUCGUCUACGCCGAGCCCAAAGAACGUGGCAUGGAACCGAUGCUGUUUAAUAUUCAAAGGCUUUGGAUUGCGCAAGAUAAUCAACAAAUGAUGUACGGUAAUCAGUAUUACAGGCCUAGUGAAACGUAUCACGUUACUACUCGCAAGUUUUUGGAAAAGGAGGUUUUCAAGACAGAUCAACAUAUGGCUUUACCUUUGAGCAGUAUUAAAGGCAGAUGUGCCGUGUUAAGCGUUAAAGAUUAUUUCAGAGCUAAACCGGAGGGUUUCGAUGAUAAAGAUGUGUACGUUUGCGAAUCGAGGUAUUCGUCCAAGGCUAGAUGUUUCAAGAAAAUCAAGAAUUGGCCUUUGAGUUUGACCAACGUUUGUAAACUAAUCGAUCGCGAGGAACCGCUUGAGCCAAAGAGAAACGUAUCUGUGUACAGAGAUCGAGUAGAGAAGCAUAAAGAAGAGAUUGCCGAAUUGGAAGAGCAAGAAAAAUUGGUCGAGAAAGAGAAACCGAACGUCGUCGUUACUCAUCUACCUCAAAACGCAGACGAAGGCUGUACUUAUUACGAGCAAUACAACGCUCCUCAAUGUUUAAUCAAAACCGGAGACUGCGUUUAUAUCAGAAACGAUACCAAAAACAACACCAGCCGAACGUUGAUCUGCCAAAUAAAUAAAAUAUGGACGAAUAAAACCGGAGACGCCUUGAUCCACGGUCCUUGGCUCGUGCUGCCCGCAGAUGUGCCGCAUCCUCCAAAUAAAUUAUUCUAUAAACAAGAAAUACUGUUAAGCACGUUGGAAAAUACCAACGAAGUGUCGCAAAUUGUCGGCAAAUGCGCCGUUUUAGAGCACAGCGAGUAUAUCUCCUGUCGACCCACCGAGAUCCCCGAGACGGAAGUGUACAUUUGCGAAUCGAUGUUCGACGAAGCCAGACAGCAAAUAGUCGAACUGCCUAAAGACGGACUGAAAAAAUUCGUGCACAGUUCAGCGGUCUACCAAGACGAAAUAUACUUCUUUAGACGUCUAAUUAAUCCCACAAAGGUUAAUUCUGUCGGAGAUGCAGAACAAACAACGGUAGCGCCGGAGAAAACCAACGUACAAAGUGAACAACCUUUUCAAAGUUGCAAUGCUACGAUGGUGAAAGUUGAGCCACCAGAUGUGUGCGAAGAUUCAAUGGAUGGUGGUCCGCCAUCUGUAUGCUCGAGUGAUAUGGGAGCUCCUAGUACCCCGAAUAGUAAUUCGAAUUUCAUCGUUACUACUCAUACUGGAAAGAAGAAACGCGGAAACUCGGAAAAAUCAAAGCAAGUUACCGGUUAUAUUUUAUAUUCGAGCGAAAUGAGGAAAACAUUCACUCAAAGCAAUCCGGCUCACACGUUCGGCGAAGUCAGCCGAAUCGUAGGUAACGCGUGGAAAAAGUUACCGAUCCACGAGAAAAACGAAUGGGAAGAAAAAGCUAUACGUAUUAACGCAGAAACGUUGGCUAAAAUCGAACGAGGCGAAUUAACACCGUCUUCGGCGAUGUCCGCUCUGCACGCUUCGUUUAUCGGUCCAACGUUGCCUGAUCACGUAUGGGAAUGCUUAUGGGAUAAUUGCGACUAUAUGUUCGAGGAUCAGCUAGACUGCUUGGAGCAUGCUGUCGCCGAUGGAUCAGGCCACGUAGCUUCUACUUUUGCCGGUACCCAUACAACUGAAUUUCAAUGCCAAUGGAAGAACUGUCCCAGAAUUAAGAAACAGGCUCCACCGUUCCCCAGUCUACACAGAUUAAUAAGACAUGUCAAAGAAGUCCACAUACUGAAAAGUAUCGGUAGAGUGGUACCUCCGAACGAUCGCAGCAAGAAUGUCAUCACUUGCAGUCGUAUACCACCGACUAUAAGUAUACCUUCGGCAGCACCGUCGCCUCCGGCUGCGACUACUAAUGCCAACGAUAAUCCUACCGCUGCCACUCCGGUCACAGUAACUGCUACUCAAGCGAAUCGUGAAAUACCUUCGCCUCAAGUGCAACCAGUUGUAAACGGUGUGAGUAAUCCUCCUGCGGCGAAACCUCGUUCUAACGAGCCAUUAUUUGUAGUUGUGCCACCAAAGCCCCAUCGUGUCUUGCAUUCGGAUAUCUACCUCAAGUACAUUGAAAAUUUAUCCGUCGACAAACCGGCCCAAGUUGGUAACUGGGAGAAGCAAUUGUACGCUGCGCCUGAAAACGUUCCUCCACCCGAUUCUAACAAACUACCUGCUGCCUGGCUGGGUAACGGUAUUGGCAAUCAUGGAAAUAUAAUGAACGCCUUGUGGGCAUUACGCGAAUACAUGUUGGAAGACGCUUUAAAUAUAAAGAAAACUGUCUAACGAUAAGGAAAAAAGUACCUAGUAUUUAAGUUGUGUUUUCUCUCCUCUUCAUUAUUUUAUUUUUUUCUUUUUGACUCGCUUUUUAAGUUAAAAAUUUGCUAAAAAUUAAUUUUUUUAAUUAGUCAUAGUUGUUUUAAGAUUUUUAUUUGUAUAGAAAGUAUACAUAAUAUACAACAAAAAGAGGUCUUAUUAGUCUA